Molecule: messenger RNA, 135 nt
Organism: Dentiscutata erythropus
Lineage: Eukaryota; Fungi; Glomeromycota; Glomeromycetes; Diversisporales; Gigasporaceae
Source: the annotation of a GenBank genome assembly
AUGGAGAUCGAAAUCUUUAUAACUGCUGAAUUGGCUCGAAAGCAAGAUGCUCAUUCAUUACGUAGGCGAACAUUUGAGAUUGAUAUUCAAAACAUAUAUGAUUUUAAAAAUCUUAAAGAAUCGAAGCAACAUUAG